CCCGCCCGCUCGGGGCUCGGCUGGCUCUGCCUGCCCGCCUCCACGUGGCCCAGCGCCAUGGCGGCACCGCCGCGCUCCGGCGGCGCGGCCCUUCUGCCCUCCGCCAGCAGCGCAGAUCGAGCCCCACGUCGCACUGCCCGCCAGGUCCCUGAGGAGCUGCUGAAUAAUGCAGAGCUGCGGGAGGCAGUGGGGGCUCUGCCUUCCAACUACAACUUUGAGAUCCCCAAAACCAUCUGGAGGAUCCGGCAGGCGGGUGCCAAGAAGGUGGCCCUGCAGAUGCCGGAGGGGCUGCUCAUGUUCGCCUGCACCAUUGCAGAUAUCAUUGAGCGGUUUACAGAUGCUGAGGCCGUGGUGAUGGGCGAUGUGACGUACGGCGCGUGCUGCGUGGAUGACUACACGGCGCGGGCUCUGGGUGCUGACUUCUUGGUGCACUAUGGACACAGCUGCCUGAUCCCCAUCGAUGCCACGCGUGGUCUGAAGAUGCUCUACGUCUUCGUGGACAUCAAGAUUGACACAUCCCAUUUCCUGGACACCAUCCGCUUCAACUUCGCCGCAGGUUCUUCCCUGGCCCUGGUCAGCACCAUCCAGUUUGUGGCUGCAGUGCAGGCGGCCUCGAAGGAGCUGCAGUCACAGUACAAGGUGUGUGUGCCCCAGUGUAAGCCUCUGUCCCCUGGUGAGAUACUGGGCUGCACAUCGCCCCGGCUCGCACGGGACACUGAUGCCAUUGUCUAUUUGGGGGACGGCCGCUUCCACCUGGAGUCCAUCAUGAUCUCCAACCCGGGGAUACCCGCCUACAGGUAUGAUCCCUACAGCAAGGUCUUCUCGCAGGAGCAUUAUGCCCAUGACCGCAUGCGUGAAGCCCGGCAGGCCACCAUCCGCUCCGCCACCCGCGCCCAGUGCUGGGGGCUGCUGCUGGGCACCCUGGGGCGACAGGGAUCCCCUGCCAUCCUACAGCACCUGGAGUCACGGCUGCGUGCCCUGGGCCGGCCCUUCGUGCGGGUGCUGCUGUCUGAGAUCUUCCCCAGCAAACUGCAGCUCUUCGACAGCGUGGAUGCGUGGGUGCAGAUCGCCUGUCCACGGCUCUCCAUCGACUGGGGGGAGGCCUUCGGCAAACCACUGCUGACACCCUAUGAGGCAGCGGUGGCUCUUGGGGACAUCGAGUGGCAACAGCCGUACCCCAUGGACUUCUAUGCCAGUCAAUCCCUGGGACCGUGGACGGCCAAUCGCUCAGCACGGCCAGCCCAGGAGAAGCCACUCACAACCCCCAGCCUGAAGAAUGGCACUGAGGGCUCCCGCAGUGCUCACCCGCCUGAGGACACGGCCACCUCCUGAACAGGGUCCCGGUGGCCCCGCUGCCACCUGUGGG
Tympanuchus pallidicinctus (lesser prairie-chicken) is the source of this 1366-nucleotide messenger RNA. It is a transcript of the gene DPH1, whose product is annotated as diphthamide biosynthesis 1. NCBI's taxonomy places the organism in Eukaryota, Metazoa, Chordata, Aves, Galliformes, Phasianidae. The transcript has 12 exons. The record is from RefSeq and is a predicted model, not a curated record. Gene Ontology annotation, molecular function: 2-(3-amino-3-carboxypropyl)histidine synthase activity. The coding region runs from base 58 to 1332 and encodes 424 amino acids. Gene Ontology annotation, biological process: protein histidyl modification to diphthamide.